This is a messenger RNA of Bipolaris maydis ATCC 48331, 177 nucleotides long. The record is from RefSeq and is a predicted model, not a curated record. Lineage: Eukaryota; Fungi; Ascomycota; Dothideomycetes; Pleosporales; Pleosporaceae.
AUGUCCAUCAAGAUUCAAGGUUCCCUUCAAUCGGCAUGCAUGCAGCGAGUUAUUCUCACGGCUCUAGAGCUCGGUGUCGACUACAACCUAUAUGACAUUAACAUACCUUUCGGCCGCAUUCCCGCCUUAGAAGAGGGCUCAAUUCGCAUCUUCGAGUCCCGAGCGAUAUGUCAGUAA